Entamoeba invadens IP1 is the source of this 1722-nucleotide messenger RNA. RefSeq lists its product as hypothetical. NCBI's taxonomy places the organism in Eukaryota, Evosea, Mastigamoebida, Endamoebidae. The record is from RefSeq and is a predicted model, not a curated record. The transcript has a single exon. The coding region runs from base 1 to 1722 and encodes 573 amino acids.
AUGUUAAAUUUUGUUGUCAUAAUAACAUUAGUUGUUAGUGCAAAUUCAUUAAAGUGUGGAAAUUCUGAUGAAGAUAUCAACUGUGUUGCUUGUUCAAUUGAUGCAAGCAAACUAGAUAAUUGUGUUGAUUGUAUAGAAGGGUUUUAUCUCGAUUUAAACAAUGAACCAAACAACUGUAUUGCUUGUCCUAGUAACUGUUCAUAUUGUAAUGAACUUAAGUGUAUUACUUGCAACACCAAAUUUAAUUUUACUGAAUCAAAUGUCUGUGUAUCAUGUGGUAAUCAAUGCGAUACUUGUGAAUAUUCAAAUAAUGACAAAACAAUGUUAUGUACAAGUUGUGAAAGUGGAUAUUAUUUAUACAACAACACGUGUAAUAAAUGUUCGUUGACGGGUUGUGUUGAGUGUGAAUAUAUUGAAUCCAUUUCUGACGUUGGGUGUACAUAUUGUGAUGACUCGAACCUUGUUGACAAAUUUGUGAAUGUAGAUACCCAUCAAUGUGAAACAUGUGAAGAAGGAAAGUUAUUUGGUAAUUAUUGUGAUCAUAACAUUUCUUCGUGUGAAAUAGACAAUUGCGUGUUUUGUGAACAAAAUUCAACAGGAAACAAUGAGUGUCUCCGUUGCAAUACUUCAUUAUAUCUUCUUCAAAAUAAUACAUGUGGUCCAUGUGAUGGACCUACUGAUUUUAAAUAUUUUUAUACAUCUAAUUAUAUUAAAUAUUACGUUUGUGGAACUUGUGAUCCUAAUUAUCACUGUAAUGGGUGCUCAACAAAUUCUUGGGGUACACAAAUUUGUGACAAAUGUGAAGAGAAUUAUUAUAUGGACCCAAGUGACCAUCGUUGUAAUGAUUGUUCCAAGGGAUAUUUUAACAACAAUCAGUGUGAAUAUUCGUAUUAUUAUUGCAACACGAUAAUAUCUAAUUGUGUCGGUUGCAGAUCGGAAAAUGAGAGUAUAAUAUGCACUCAUUGUUACGACUCUUACUAUUUGAAUAAAACCGAUUUGACCUGCUCAAAUUGUAAUAUAGGAAAAAGAUAUACAGAAAACAAUGGAGUGUACUCAAUAUCAUAUUGUGGAGAAUGUGACCCCGUUAACAAUUGUGUUGGCUGUGAAGUAAAUGAAAAUGGGGAAGAGUAUUGCAUUAAAUGUGACAAAGGAUAUUACAUUGAAAUUAAUGGAACAAAAUGUAUUGAUUGCUCUGCUGGAAAAAUAAUUGACAAUAAGUACUGUGAUACAACACCAAAUGUUUGUGAAGAUGAAAUUGAUAAUUGUGUUAGAUGCAACAAAACAUAUUAUGGAUUGGACUGUCUACAAUGUAAAGGUAAUAGAGUUAUUUCUCUUCUAAACGGUUGUGAAGAUUGUAAUAAAGGGAAGAAAGUUGAUGAGCACACGUGUUCUUAUUGUUCAGUUCAUAGAAAAUGUUCUCUGUGUCAUGAUGAGAUAAAUAUAACGACAAACGAGAAGAAUGAAAUAUGUGAUAAUUGCACCGAUGGGUAUUACCCUAAUAAUGAAACAGGUUGUUAUAUAUACAUUUGUAAUGUGCCUUUUUGUUCUACUUGUAAAACAAACAAAGAGUGUUAUUUAUGUGAAAGUGGGUAUAUACUGAAUGACAACAACGAAUGUAAGAAAAUUGGAGAAGAUGAUAAUAAUGCAGACAAUCAUGAAAACGCUUCUGAAACGCUUUGGGUGACUAUUGUUUUGCUUUUUAUUUGGGCUUUUUUGCUUUAA